Molecule: messenger RNA, 3063 nt
Organism: Rosa rugosa (rugosa rose)
Lineage: Eukaryota; Viridiplantae; Streptophyta; Magnoliopsida; Rosales; Rosaceae
Product: chaperone protein ClpB1
Exons: 7
Coding region: 176-2914 (912 amino acids)
Biological process (GO): cellular response to heat
Cellular component (GO): cytoplasm
Molecular function (GO): ATP binding; ATP hydrolysis activity
Source: RefSeq, a predicted model, not a curated record
GACGUGUCGGCCAGACGUGUCUCCUUAUAACCUUCCCACACUCCCCACUCUCCAAUUCAGAAGAAUCAGAAACGACUCAAAAUCUCUGUUUUCGCAAAACCAAAAGAAGAAAAUCCAAUUCCAAACAACUCCGAUCGUCUUCUUCAGCUUACAAGGUAUAGAAAGGUAGAAGGGAAUGAAUCCUGACAAAUUUACUCACAAGACAAAUGAGUCUCUGGCUGGGGCUCAUGGACUGGCAUCGGAUGCUGGCCAUGUGCAGCUCACGCCGCUCCAUCUUGCAACCGCAUUGGUUUCGGACCCUGCCGGCAUUUUUCGACAGGCGAUUGCCAAUGCUAGUGGCAGUGAAGAGGGUCCGAAGUCGGUGGAGAGAGUUUUCAAUCAGGCAUUGAAGAAGCUCCCGUCUCAGUCCCCUCCCCCGGAUCAAGUACCGGCCAGCACUACUCUCAUUAAGGCAAUUCGGAGAGCGCAGUCGGCGCAGAAAGAUCGAGGGGAUACACAUUUGGCUGUUGAUCAGCUGAUUCUUGGCCUACUGGAGGAUUCGCAGAUUGGGGACUUGCUGAAAGAAGCUGGCAUUGCUACAGCGAAGGUGAAAUCGGAAGUUCAAAAGCUUCGUGGUAAAGAGGGGAAGAAGGUGGAGAGUGCCUCUGGGGACACGAAUUUCCAAGCUUUGAAUACUUAUGGGAGAGACCUUGUUGAGCAGGCCGGGAAGCUUGACCCAGUGAUUGGUAGAGAUGAGGAGAUAAGGAGGGUGGUUCGGAUUCUCUCAAGGAGAACGAAGAAUAACCCGGUGCUAAUUGGAGAGCCAGGAGUUGGGAAAACAGCAGUAGUUGAAGGUUUGGCUCAGAGGAUAGUAAGAGGGGAUGUCCCUAGUAAUCUGGCAGAUGUGAGGCUUAUCACAUUGGACAUGGGUGCUCUAGUAGCUGGUGCGAAGUAUAGAGGAGAAUUUGAGGAGAGGUUGAAGGCUGUCUUGAAAGAAGUAGAAGAGGCCGAAGGGAAGGUGAUUCUGUUUAUCGAUGAAAUCCACCUUGUUCUUGGUGCUGGUAGAACAGAGGGGUCUAUGGAUGCCGCCAACCUUUUCAAGCCGAUGCUCGCUAGAGGUCAACUCCGGUGCAUUGGGGCAACGACUCUUGAAGAGUACAGGAAAUAUGUGGAGAAAGAUGCUGCAUUUGAGCGAAGGUUUCAACAAGUCUAUGUGGCGGAACCUAGUGUUCCAGACACUGUUAGCAUCCUUCGAGGCUUGAAGGAGAGAUAUGAAGGGCAUCAUGGUGUUAGAAUUUUGGAUAGAGCUUUAGUUGUCGCUGCACAACUAUCGAGUCGAUACAUCACAGGGCGCCAUCUCCCUGACAAGGCAAUUGAUCUAGUUGAUGAAGCUUGUGCAAAUGUGAGAGUCCAGCUUGACAGUCAACCAGAAGAAAUUGACAACCUUGAGAGAAAGAGGAUGCAGCUGGAAGUUGAGCUUCAUGCGCUUGAAAAAGAAAAGGAUAAAGCUAGCAAAGCUCGUCUUGUAGAGGUUCGGAGGGAGCUUGAUGACUUAAGAGACAAGCUUCAGCCCUUGAUGAUGAAGUAUAGAAAAGAGAAGGAAAGGAUUGAUGAGAUUCGAAGGCUUAAGCAAAAGCGUGAAGAGCUCUUAUUUGCUUUGACAGAGGCUGAAAGAAGAUAUGAUCUAGCCAGGGCGGCUGAUUUGCGUUAUGGGGCUAUUCAGGAAGUGGAGUCCGCUAUUGCCCAGCUUGAAGGAAGCACAGAAGAGAACUUGAUGUUGACUGAGACUGUUGGACCAGAACAUAUUGCAGAGGUUGUAAGCCGUUGGACCGGCAUACCAGUAACAAGGCUCGGCCAGGAUGACAAAGAGAGGUUAAUUGGACUUGGUGAGAGAUUGCAUAAGAGAGUAGUGGGCCAAAACCAGGCAGUUGAUGCUGUUGCAGAAGCCGUAUUGAGAUCAAGAGCUGGGUUAGGCAGACCACAACAACCAACUGGAUCAUUCCUUUUCUUGGGUCCAACUGGUGUUGGUAAAACUGAGCUUGCAAAGGCUCUUGCUGAACAACUUUUUGAUGACGAAAAUCUAAUUGUUCGAAUUGAUAUGUCUGAGUAUAUGGAGCAACAUUCUGUUGCACGUCUGAUUGGUGCUCCUCCUGGAUAUGUUGGUCAUGAAGAAGGUGGACAACUCACAGAGGCAGUGAGGCGGAGGCCUUAUAGUGUUAUACUGUUUGAUGAAGUGGAGAAAGCACACCCUGCAGUUUUCAAUACUCUCCUGCAAGUUUUAGAUGAUGGGAGGUUAACUGAUGGUCAAGGUCGUACAGUUGAUUUUAGGAAUACAGUGAUCAUUAUGACUUCAAACCUUGGGGCGGAACAUCUCCUAACUGGUUUGUUGGGCAAGUGUUCAAUGCAAGUUGCUCAUGAUCGAGUUAUGCAAGAGGUGAGAACACACUUUAGGCCUGAAUUGCUAAAUCGGCUAGAUGAGGUAGUUGUUUUCGAUCCUCUUUCACGUGACCAACUGAUGAAGGUGGCUAGGUUACAAAUGAAGGACGUUGCUGUCCGGCUUGCUGAGAGGGGUGUUGCUUUGGGGGUGACUGAUAAAGCAUUAGAUUAUAUUCUGGACGAGAGUUAUGAUCCGGUUUAUGGUGCUCGACCUAUAAGAAGAUGGCUUGAGAAGAGAGUGGUGACAGAGCUAUCAAGAAUGCUGAUUAGAGAAGAGAUAGAUGAGAACUCAACUGUGUACAUAGAUGCAGGACCUAAGGGAAAUGAGUUGGUUUACCGGGUUGAGAAGAAUGGAGGGCUUGUUAAUGCCGUCACCGGUCAGAAGUCAGAUGUGUUGAUACAACUUCCGAAUGGACCAAGGCCGACUGAUGAUGCUCAUCAGGCAGUUAAGAAGAUGAAGAUCGAGGAAAUGGAUGAGGACCUCGACAUGGAUGAGUAAAACCUUUCCUUCACUACUUGUCGUCCGGGUUGUAACUGUAAAAGUCUUUGCAGUGUUUUGAUGGCUUUGGUGUGUUAAUGUGUCUGUCCGGGCGAGACUUGAUUGCUUGUAAUAACUUGCUUUUGAUAAUUCAAGUUCUAGUUUUCUGA